Molecule: messenger RNA, 3389 nt
Organism: Equus caballus (horse)
Lineage: Eukaryota; Metazoa; Chordata; Mammalia; Perissodactyla; Equidae
Gene: PGPEP1
Product: pyroglutamyl-peptidase I
Biological process (GO): proteolysis
Cellular component (GO): cytosol
Molecular function (GO): pyroglutamyl-peptidase activity
Source: RefSeq, a predicted model, not a curated record
CGGGGCGGGGGCGGGGGCGAGAGGCCGGGCGCCUGAGCUCUGCCGGCGCGGCUCCGGGGCCAGGCUGCGUCACCCAGUUGCACAGUCCGGGAAGUCGAAGGUUAGUUGCAAAGGAAUCGUGAAGAGUAAUAAUACUAAUGACCGGGAAAAAUGAUUGCGGGCGAAUGAAAUGUUUGACCAAGUUUGGUCCUCAGUAUAUUUUAGAUGCUCUAAAUCCGUGCCCCACCCCCGCCCCCGUCCCUGUCCCGGCUGCGCUCGCCUGGGCGCCCGUGUUUGGGCAGCCAGUUUGCACUCUUCCCUCGUCUGUCCAGCGUGGGAUUUCUUGGGGGACACUCCCUGACCCCGCAUGUCCCCUGGCUUGGCGAAAGGGACGGGGCCCCAGUUCUCAGUGUUGGCAUUCGAGACUCCCUACAUACCCACCAGCCCCACCUGCCCCGCAGUGUCCUCGUCUCCGCGGCACCCGGAUGCGUCCCCUGUGGGGAGCACUUUGGAAUUGUCUGUUGGUGAGGAGGGGCCUGCCUCUCCAGGCAUCACAUACCCUCCAGAGGAGCUGCGGGGACGGCCGUGGAGUGCGGACGCUGCACAGCAAGGUCACGGCGACCAGACGAAGGGAUCCUGAAGCUGCUGCAGGAGACGCAGGAAGUCGCCGCCCCCGCAGGGCGCCGGCGCCCCGGAGCUCUUGACAUCGCAGGGCAGCGUCUUCAACACUAUGAAGAACGCUCAGCUUUCCUUAUUGAGCCGAAACCUUCGUCCCCAAACGUCUCUGCCCGCCUCUGGGUGCCAAGCCUGGCAAGAUCGUUGUUCCUCCGGAGCUGGAGAAGCUGGGGCUCGGCGACAGCGUGGACCUGCAUGUGUAUGAGAUUCCAGUUGAGUACAAGACGGUGCAGAGGCUCAUCCCCGCCCUGUGGGAGAAGCACAGCCCACAGGUGAGCAGGGCGGAGGCGGGUGCUUCCUCAUCAGGACCUGCAGCUGGUGGUACAUGUGGGGGUGUCAGGAAUGGCGACCACAGUCACGCUGGAGAAGUGUGGGCACAACAAGGGCUACAAGGGGCUGGACAACUGCCGCUUCUGCCCCGGCUCCCAGUGCUGCGUGGAGGAUGGGCCUGAAAGCAUUGACUCCAUCAUCGACAUGGAUGCUGUAUGUCAGAGGGUCACUACGCUGGGCCUGGAUGUAUCGGUGACCAUCUCACAAGAUGCUGGCAGGUACCUCUGCGACUUCACCUACUACACCUCCCUGUACCAGAGCCACGGCCGCUCCGCCUUCGUCCACGUGCCUCCACUGGGCAAGCCGUACAACGCAGACCAGCUGGGCAGGGCACUGCAGGCCAUCAUCGAGGAGAUGCUGGAUGUCCUGGAGCAGUCGGAAGGCAAACUCAGUUGUCGCCACAAACACUGAGAGCCACUCAGGCCUCCCAGGACCUGGUGCCACUGGGGACCCGGGGAGACGUCUGCCCGCGGGGCCUGGCCAGGGAGGCCCAGCUCCUCAGCUGAGAUCGGAUUUGGAUCACAUGUCCCCACUGACAUGCCUCUGCUCCCUCUUUCUCUGUGCAGCUGCCGUUGAUUUGAAGGAGGCAGCUGCAGAUGUUUGCUCUAUUCCCCUUUGCUUCUGGGGACGCGGCUGUGACGGCUGCUGGUGGGUCCUGAUUUCCUCAGAGAGCCCUGGUCGGGUGGGUGUCACGCUGGGAUCCCACGGCUGGGCCGCCUGUGCACUUUUCCAAGUCUCUGGCGAAGGGUUCCAGACUCCCUCUGCCUGGGCUGGCUUUUCCCAAACUUAAAAGCUUCUCGAGCCCCUGCCCUCAAGCCGGUCCGACCGCCUGGACAGCCCCGGAAAGCACAGCCUUGGCUGUGGCGUGGCUUUCUUUCUCUCUUCUUCUCUUUUCAAAACAAUAGUGCUAGUUUGGGCACAGAGUAAUUUAUAUUCCCUUUGGUUCAAAAGCAAGCUUCAGCCAACAACAGCAGUGUCUUUUCUUUUUCAACAGUGGGACGCAACCCCUCUUGCCUCCUGCCCUAACCCUGAGCUGCAUCUUUGUGGUGGGGCUGAUGUGGAGGUCCGGCUGGGGCUGCCGCCCGUGGGAGGGCGAGCUGCUGCCCCAGGUGGCGGAGGGGGCGGCUGACCCUCUGUGCACCCAAGCGCCCCUGGCCUGCGGAGCUGCCGCUGCCGGGAAGGCAGACCUUGUCAUUGCGAUGUGCGCAUGGAUUUUUUUAAUGUGUAAAAAUUUGUAGCAGCUGCAAACCCACCCCGCAUCGGGCCUGGGUUUUCACAGUCUUGAUGCUGGGGAUCAGCUUCUUGUGCUCCGUCACUGGGGGCCCAAAAUGGGGUUUGGGGGCUGGUGUUUGCUGGGCUGCGUUGUGCUGGCGUCCGAGCAGAGGGCGGCGGGGCAGCCGGCCGGCCUUUGUGUAGACGGUUUUGGAGGCGCGCCCAGGACUCAGGAGUAAAUGUUUAUCUCCCUCCCUGCUGACUUUGAACUCACCAGCCAGGGAUGAGAGUGACGUCCCCCGGGGGACGAAGCCCAACUGGGCCCUGACCCCGCCGGCCGGCCGCGCUGCCGGGAGGCGCGGAGGAGGGCGUGCGCUCUGCGGUCCUCUUGUUUCCGUAGGCCGCGCAGUGGCAGCGUUUCCCUAAGGGCAAGGCUGCGGGAAUCGGGAAUCGGAGGUCAUGUUGGGUCGCCUGGUGUUUCCCGGCAUGCAGUUCUUUUUGAACAGCUGAGAUCUUUGUUUUCUUAAACAUCCACCCUCUCUCCCCCUGCUCGAUGGCCGGGGUGGCUCCUGCCUCUGCUGAGCUGCUGUGUCACUUGGGAACCGGGUGGAUGGGCGUCUGAGUUAAACACAUUUUCUGAGUCCUGGGCUUUCUCUGGAGGGGGAAAGUGGGUGCAGGUGGGGACUUGGGGUCAGCGCUUGGCAGUGGUGUGGACUGUGGCCAGGAGGUUAAAAUGACCUGGACUCUGCUCCCUUUUCCGUGCCAGCCCUCCUUCUGCUGGAAACGCCCUCCCCAGGUCUCCAGUUGGGGUUUGCAGUCUCCUGAGAAAUCCGCAGUGUGAGUUGUCAUUGCAUCCGCUUGCUCAGCCAGCCUCUGCCAGCAGAGGUUGUGACUCUUUUGAAUGUGGGGAGCUCAAGGUCCAGGGAUCGCCUAGAGCUCCUCUUCAGAACAACAUCAAGCUCCAUGUAGCUCUGUUUCCCAAAGGUCUGACCUGCCAGGCUCUGAGGAGAAAAUGGAUCUAGGCAAGAUGCGGGGCUGGAGGUGAGCAGGUCUGAGCUUAGCUGGGCACCAGCUGGAACCCAGACAUGCCACCCCUAAACUUCACAUUUAUCUUUCUUUUGUCCUCAGCCCACCUCUCUGUUUAAAGGACCAUGGGAGUUAGCAACUUAAAGCUAUAACUGGUUGUCCGACCA